GUACCGCGCAACCAUCCAUAAAACCAUGAAAGCGGAUCCCAUCUCCGACCGAGCAGGGAAGAAGCAGAAGAAGGCGACCUUUCACGUAGCUCCCGUUUCCUCCGACGAAGGGGUUUGGCUUCGACGCGGAUCGGAGCAUCACUUUUGCGAAUGCCUUUCAACCGGUUUCGUGACUGUGAAUAAUUUUAGGCAUUACAGUAUCAGAAUUUUGGCAUUUUCGCGCUCAUCCAUGUCGUCGCUACAGGGUACUCACUACAGGGUACUGGCUUCGGGUUGAGUGAAAAAUAGCAAUGUAGAUGCGGAGGAUAUGAAUUGUUCACAUUCUGCUAUUCUUCUGUGCGUUGUGUCCACGGCAAAUUGGCGAAUGAUGGGGCGAUGUUAACAGCUUUCAGAGACUUGUGGAGUUAGCCCUCCGUUGCAGUUAACUGUCAUGGCAAAGGAAUUCUGCUCUGUUCUGAGUGAUGUUCGUCAACUGCGUCUUCAUCAACAACCGGAUCUGCCUUGUGACUUUUGUACUUUGUGGACAUUGAUUUUAUGCCCAGUGUCCUUAUCUUUUUUUGUUAUGAAAAUAGAGGUAAUGACUAACGAACGCCGUCAAAAUACUCUUCAAUUGUAGCAAUAGAAACCGACAUGGCUUAUUGAUCGCAUGCCGAGUGGACAGCAUCUGAACGUAGCAUUCUAUUUCUUGCGUUUCUUCGUGGGUCUCAAGUUCCAUUUUUCAUUUGGCAAAGCAUUUAUUCUCUUCAAAACACUGUUUUGCUGUCCUGCCUUGGAUUCCAAAGUCUUUCUAAAGAUCAUGGCCGACAAGAAGGUGAACAUUGACGACACCCCACCUGCAGAUGGAGUCGCACCUCCAACCGAGGAUGAGAAGCCUCCUCCAACGUUCGAACAAAUGUGGUUCAAUGACCCUGUCGAGGGUCGGGAGGCGCAGAUGUUAGCGUUAAAGCUGCGAGAUGGUGUUGUAUUGCGUGCUGAAACCAAUAGGAUCUAUCUGGAAAGAACUGGUAUCGUGACAUUCUUGCUGCAAGGGUUAAAACACUUGGCGAAAGUAAGGCCAAGUGACCCAGCCGAAUGGUUAGCAGCGUUUUUCCUGAAGAACAACCCACGCAAAAAUAUGAUCAUCACACCACCCAAAGUAGUAGAUCCUGAUAAUCCAGUUCCCAUUGGGUAAGCUAAAAGGUUAGGGCAAGGGCGCAACGCCGAUUGUGUCACUACCUGACGUAGUGAAAAUCUCCCCUCAAGAAAAGACAUGGAUAGACUAAACCCCAAAAUCUAUGGACGCAAAUGCCUAUGACAGUGAGCAACCUGAAAUUCAUCGCUAGACAGCAAAAAGAAUCAUACAAUGAGAACGACUGGGGCGUGUACUCCAACAAUGAUCUAAGAGAUGCCCAAGAUGUAUGAGGAGACCAAUCAAGAUGACAAGUACCUUCAGGUUGUUAGGUAUCAAAAGAGAUCAGAGUAACUAUAGUAAUAUAAUAUGCAAACAUGAAGUAUAUGCCAAUUCAACUCUCAAUGAAACUUCUUGCCCAAGAGUA
Messenger RNA from Physcomitrium patens, 1535 nucleotides. NCBI's taxonomy places the organism in Eukaryota, Viridiplantae, Streptophyta, Bryopsida, Funariales, Funariaceae. The record is from RefSeq and is a predicted model, not a curated record.